This is a messenger RNA of Penicillium malachiteum, 1614 nucleotides long. RefSeq names its product sugar porter family MFS transporter. Gene Ontology annotation, molecular function: carbohydrate:proton symporter activity. The transcript has 8 exons. The record is from RefSeq and is a predicted model, not a curated record. Gene Ontology annotation, cellular component: membrane. NCBI's taxonomy places the organism in Eukaryota, Fungi, Ascomycota, Eurotiomycetes, Eurotiales, Aspergillaceae. Gene Ontology annotation, biological process: carbohydrate transport; transmembrane transport. Bases 1 to 1614 code for a protein of 537 amino acids.
AUGGGGCAGCUUGAGAACAAAAGGCCGUACUUUGGCCUAACAGGAGGAUGGCUCACCUUCUGGGUUACGGUUGCUUGCGCAACUGACAUGUCUCUUUUUGGUUACGAUCAGGGUGUCUUCAGCGGUGUCGUGAUCACCCAAAACUUCCUUGAAAUCCAUAGUCUUGUGGGAUCGGGGAAGACGCAGACUCUAUCAACGGUCACAGCUAUCUACGAUGUUGGUUGUUUCCUCGGUGCCAUUGUCGCAUUUACACUUGGCGAGCGUCUUGGCCGUAAGAGGUCUAUUCUUCUGGGAACAACAAUCAUGGCAGUUGGCACAGCUCUUCAAGCAUUAUCUUUCAGCCUUCCGCAGAUCUUCAUCGGCCGUAUUGUAUCUGGAAUUGGAAACGGUAUCAAUACAGCCUGCGCACCCAUUUGGCAGUCUGAAACUUCUCAAUCAAGGUGGCGUGGUAGAUUGGUGACUUUUGAAAUGAUGAUGAACAUUGCCGGAUAUGUUGCUGUCAACUGGAUCAACUAUGGUCUAUCAUUCGUUGGGGGUGCUAUUGCCUGGCGACUUCCUAUUGCCCUACAGACAAUCUUCCUCAUUGUUCUCUGGUCUACAGUGCCAUGGCUACCUGAAUCUCCAAGAUGGCUCCUCAUGCAUGGGAAAGAAGAGGAGGCUGUCGAAGUCAUCAGCUGCCUUGAGGCCAAACCGAUUGAAGAUCCCUUUGUCAUUGCGCAAUGUAACGAAAUCGAAUACACUAUUCAAUUUGAGCGGGAGAAUGCUGUCCGAUGGAGAGACCUGCUCAAGAAAAAUAAGAAUGACACCAAGACACUUCGUCGUCUGCUACUUGGUGCAGGCAGUCAGUUCAUGCAGCAAUUUGGUGGUAUCAACAUUAUGUCAUACUACUUACCCACUGUGUUAGAGAAGGCCGUUGGAAUGAAAGAGAGUAUGGCUCGUCUUUUGACUGCAUGCAAUGCCAUCUCUUACAUGAUCUUUUCGGGCCUUGCAGUCUUGCUGAUUGAGCGUAUGGGCCGCCGCGGUCUGAUGCUUCUGUCAACUGCAGGCCAGUUCUUCUGUUUCCUGGUCAUCACCAUUCUACUGAAGUUCAAUGAGACCACUUCAGAUCCCGAAAGCAAGAGGUUUGGCUCUGCAUCAGUUGCCUUCAUAUUUCUGUUCCACGGCGCAUUUGGUAUCGGUAUGCUUGGAAUCCCUUGGCUAUACCCGACUGAGAUCAACUCUCUCCCCAUGAGAACUAAAGGAGCUGCUCUUGCAACUGCCACUGAUUGGAUCACCAACUUUGCCAUUGUUGAAAUUACUCCAAUUGGAAUUCAAAAUAUUGGCUGGAAAUUCUGGAUUGUCUGGACAAUUACAAAUGCUAUAUUCUUCCCAGUUAUAUAUUUCUUCUACCCUGAAACAGCCAAUCGAACCCUGGAAGAUAUCGACGCUUACUACCGAUCGAAUCCCUCCUUGGUUGUCAUCAAAGAUCCUGAUGCUAUCUCCAGAUGUCGACCUCAGAGAUAUAUUGAUCAUGAAGAUGAAGAAGUUCACAUAACUGCUAAGAGCAAGGCCAUGGAUCAGACUGCCGAGGCUGAGCAUGUUGAGAUUACCAGCGAAUCCAAGGAUGCGUCAUGA